AUGGAGUCGAUUCGCGAGACGAUGCUGUUGAACUAUUUGUGGAAAGAGUUGAUUUCAGGUGGGAAGAGCGGAAUGGACGGCGGCUUAUCGUGUGUGAGUACGAAAGAUCGUGGCCGGCGAUUGUCCGCCCAAUUUUGUGGCGGAGAAGCACAUACUCUCAUCGAGUUGAUACUGCUGCUUACGGUUUAUUGUGAGUACGAGCUGGUCGUCAUGCAUCUCCAGAGUGAAGAACUUGAAUGCCGUGGGGAACAUGACACACUUGAAAGGGACUUCUAUGAGUGCUACGGCUUUGACAACGAGGAACAAGAACUCAGCGAAGACUUCGAAGACAUCGCUGACCACGCCGCCUCCAAACCACCCAGCGAACCAGAACAUAGACCGCCAGGCCGCCGCCCUCCAGGACCCUACUCCCGACGCUACCUUCCCACAGACACCGGUUCAGCACGGGCACAACCCGACCCGCGAAGGGGUCAGGACCCCCGAGGCUACUACCUUCCGCAAGCCAGCCAACUCCCAAACGUGGAACAGUAUCGGGGUCCACAACCCGGGGUUCUACUACCCGGGGGUCCUCAACCCGGACUCGAGAAUACGCCGCUCGGGGGGGCUCAACCCGGGAGUGCUGCAUACACUAAUGCCGGGCUCCCCCAACUUGGUCUCAUCGCUGUUGGCGAAACGUCGUGUCCGCCAAUGGUCUCCAUGCCCUUCGCUGGUGGUGGUUUCUCAGGCGGUGGUUUUCGAGUUGGUGAUUCUCCAGGUGGUGGUGGUUUCCCAGGCGGUGGUUUCCCAAAUGGUGAAGGGGGCGAGAAAGAGGCCCGGCUGGAUCCGCAAGUGGGUGGGACGCCCAACCGCGUGGCAACGCGAGAGAGUACCAUGACGGGGUCCGUCCCAGCGGGGUCUGUGCCUGCGAUUUCCUUCGGGCCGAGACCGACGGGCAUCUCGCCCCGAGCGGGGGCGAGUUCGCCGCGAGUCCCCGACGCCUUUGGCAACCCAACCUUGUUGCGGCCUGCGGCUCCAUCGCUUAUUUCGUCCUACCUAACCAAGUCGAACGUAUCCUCCGUCAUCCAGUCCAGCGUCUACAAGGACCCCCACGAAGGCAGCAAACUCCGCGCAUUCGUGCCUGAGAAUACCGAGCAGCGUCUCCGACUCCAACAUAUAUUCGAUUCCGCUACCGAACGUAUCGACAAGUACAAAGCCACCGCGGCCGCCGAUCUACUCAAAUUAUAUUCGUUGUCGUCAGACCCGGGGCACGACUCGUUAUCGGAUGCGGGUUUGUCUGCGUUGUUGGACUGUUGCCGGACGGGGUCGGGUGCGAGUGGUGUGUUGAAGCGGUUGCGGCGUGAGUUGUUGGAAACGCGGGAGCCGGCAGAGGAUCCUCUGGAGUUGUUCCGGCCGUCGUGUCUGUCGCUGUUGUUGCGAAUAAGCGCGUUCCACCCGAGUCGUCGGGUGCCGGUGACGGAGUUGUUGCGGGACGCGUUGCUUGGGUCGUUUGGGUGUGCGGCGCCAUUAACGGAGCGUGUGGAGUCGGCUCGGCGUCUGGUGCUAAGCG
Messenger RNA from Gregarina niphandrodes, 1546 nucleotides. RefSeq lists its product as hypothetical. The record is from RefSeq and is a predicted model, not a curated record. The transcript has 2 exons. The annotation marks the transcript as partial. Lineage: Eukaryota; Apicomplexa; Conoidasida; Eugregarinorida; Gregarinidae.